Molecule: messenger RNA, 954 nt
Organism: Heterobasidion irregulare TC 32-1
Lineage: Eukaryota; Fungi; Basidiomycota; Agaricomycetes; Russulales; Bondarzewiaceae
Exons: 4
Coding region: 1-954 (317 amino acids)
Source: RefSeq, a predicted model, not a curated record
AUGUUUAUUCUCUUCACUCUAUACCUGACAUCAGUGCCGUUGAUCCAUUAUGCUCUCGCCUCCUCUCCCAUGCUUGGGAGUCCUUGCACGACCGCGCACGACCACCUCGACCCCCACACCCGCGCUUUGCUAACUUCAUGUGAUGCCCAGACUGUUUGCUCCGCACCCCUUAACGGGACAUGCCGUGCUCGAUCGUGUAGGCGCGACACGUUUGCAUUCGGAUACGCAUCCGACGAUCCUAUACCCCCACUCUGUCCAUCAGACAGCUUCUGUCCUGAUGAAGGGGAUGAAUGCCGCUCCCUCGUUACUCCAGGCCAGGGAUGUCAGUUCAAUAGAGACGAUCAGUGUGCGCCACCGGAAGAUCCAGACCCUGCUAUUGAACUGUCGGACCCGCAAAAUAAUAAAGGCGCUAUUUGUGUCAAGUCCGUAUGCAUGUACGUCCUCUUCUGGUCUUCCGACUGGUAUAGGGAAUAUAUGACGUCUAUUUUUACUCGCGUGUCUAGGUACGCCAACGUGACGGCGGGACAAUCCUGCGUUUACGAGCUCACAGGUUAUACAACAGCCGAUCAUGAUGGACAGGACUCCACAAACAUCAUUGUUCGCGAUAAUUGUCGUACAGCAGAGCUCUUCUGCGAUACUUCAACAAGUCUCUGUGUCCCGGUGAAGGAGAUCGGCCAGCAAUGCCAAUAUGACCGAGAUUGCCGUUCGUACACCUGUCUCAAUAACGCUUGCGCGAGCUCUUCUGAUGCACCAGUCGACGUGGCAAUCUGGCAGUAUAUCGUCACAUGCAUCUCAAUUAUUGCAGCGAUGAUUACCACCUGCGUCAUGUUAACGCUCAUGCAUAAGCGAAAUCGCGUGGAAAGUUACAAUGAGACGAGGGAUUACUGUUACGAACAGAUAACGUCCGUCUCUGCCCUUAUGAGCAUCGCUUGGUGGCGUUCCGAUGCCCCUUAG